CGGAUUUAACGUGUCGGAGGCAGCGUGCAAGUGAGUCGGUGCUCGGUUAUUUUUUAUUUUAUUUUAAUUUUAUUUUUUUUGGGCGCGCUUCUCCCGUGGAAACAAAGCCAGAAUGGUGCAAGACGAACCGUGCGGGUUCGCCCCCCCCCCCACGUCUUUCAGCGCCGUCCUUAACGGUCGUCAGGCAGCGCUGAGUUACAUUUCAACUGCGGUUGAACAAUAAGGCGCGCGGCUGCGCGUGAGGAGGAGGAGGAGGAGGAGGCUUGUCGCGGCUCGCGAGAUGCGGCGUCCGGCGAACUGAAGAUCCAGCUGCUGUGAGGAUGAGGAAGGGUCACACCGAUGCCGUUGUGUUCAGUUGAGCCACCUACAUCCAAGGCAUCAUGUUUCCUGUGAGGGCGGCAGCCAUGAUGCCUGUUCACCCCUGGGAAGAAUGGUUCGCUCCGCUGUCGCUCCCCUUGCAGAGGCAGGAGGGACCGACGUCAGCCUCUGUUGUGUUAUCGUGGGGCUGCUGAACUUUUCCGAGCCGCAGCCACGGGGGAGGCUAGCGAUGGAGAACAUCUCCAUGGCAAACACCUCCCACAUGUCCCGCGUACCUCCAGAGCCAGUCACUCCGACAGCGGCGGCCCCGGAGAGCCUGCAGGGCGUCGGCCUACCUCUACGGGUGUUUUUCUGCGUUGUCAUGGUCGCCAUCCUGCUGGUGGCCCUCCUGGGAAACAUUGUGGUGUGCCUAAUGGUCUACCAGAGAUCGGCCAUGCGAUCCGCCAUCAACAUCCUCCUGGCGAGCCUGGCGUUCGCCGACAUGAUGCUGGCCAUCCUGAACAUGCCCUUCGCCCUGGUCACCGUGGUUACCACCCACUGGAUUUUCGGGGAUGUGUUUUGUCGUGUGUCGGCCAUGCUGUUUUGGCUCUUCGUGAUCGAGGGCGUGGCCGUCCUGCUCAUAAUAAGCAUAGACCGCUUCCUGAUUAUCGUCCAGAAACAAGACAAACUGAGCCCACACAGAGCCAAAGUGCUCAUCGUGAUCACUUGGGGACUCGCGUUCGUUUUCUCUUUCCCGCUGGCCGUAGGCUACCCUUCCCUACAGAUCCCUUCCAGGGCCCCGCAGUGUGUGUUCGGCUACAGCAGAGAACCGGAUUAUCACGCCUACGUGGUGAUACUGAUGCUGGUCUUCUUCUUCGUCCCGUUCAUGGUCAUGCUGUACACCUUCAUGGGGAUCCUGAACACCAUCCGGCACAAUGCCAUUCGCAUCCACAGCCACCCGGACAGCAUCUGUCUGAGCCAGGCCAGCAAGCUGGGGCUGAUGAGCCUCCAGAGGCCCUUCCAGAUGAACGUAGACAUGAGCUUCAAGACGCGGGCCUUCACCACCAUCCUCAUCCUCUUCUCCGUGUUCACUGUGUGCUGGGCGCCCUUCACCGCCUACAGCCUGGUGACUACUUUUAGUAGCAGCUUCUACCACAAGGACAAUUUUUUCCAGAUUAGCGCCUGGCUGCUUUGGCUGAGCUACCUCAAGUCAGCCCUCAACCCCCUUAUCUACUACUGGCGGAUAAAGAAGUUCCGCGAUGCCUGCCUCGACCUUAUGCCCAAAUACUUCAAGUUUCUCCCCCAGCUGCCGGGCAACACCAAGCGGCGGAUACAGCCGAGCGCUGUGUACGUGUGCGGGGAACACCGCUCUGUGGUUUGACACUGGCCCGAAGAGGACAGCCAUUUUACUUCACUGCCGUUGGGGGGGGUUUAUUCAUCUGACCACUCGUCCAUGCCACUGAAACCGUACGCCGUGUGCGUACGAUGGCUUUUGUCUUAGCCGCGUAGGAUUUGUUUUACAAGGCAUGUAAAUUACCUGCUUCGAUGGAAUCUCGAUAUGGUCAGAAAACGGGCCGCAACACUUUUGAAUGUUUGUAUUUCUAUUUAAAUGUUUCGUAUGUGCCUAUUGAUUAGUCCAAUUGCCAGUCAGAAUGCUGCUAUAUCUGGUGAAAAUGUGCAAUUUCAGUGUA
This is a messenger RNA of Lampris incognitus (smalleye Pacific opah), 1988 nucleotides long. RefSeq names its product G protein-coupled receptor 63 (gene gpr63). Gene Ontology annotation, molecular function: G protein-coupled receptor activity. NCBI's taxonomy places the organism in Eukaryota, Metazoa, Chordata, Actinopteri, Lampriformes, Lampridae. Gene Ontology annotation, cellular component: membrane. Gene Ontology annotation, biological process: G protein-coupled receptor signaling pathway. The transcript has 2 exons. The record is from RefSeq and is a predicted model, not a curated record. Bases 431 to 1678 code for a protein of 415 amino acids.